CCUGCAUAUAUGGCGUUUGAUAGGUGAACUCCUUGUCACAGUAUUGAGAAAAAAACAACGGAAAGUAUCGUUCAAAAAUGAAGAAACGCGCGUUUAUUUGUUUUUUCGCUUUGGCGAUUUUCUUUAAGUUCACGUACUGUUAUGACACAAAGAAAUUCACGUUGAACAUGCCAAACAUGAAACCGAGCACAACCGAAUCGUUUUUAUGCGCUCCGUUUAAAGUAGACUCUGCAAGGAAUUAUUAUGUUACUGGUUUCGAUAUGAAUUCAACCGCACGAAGCCAUCAUAUGACCAUCUACGGUUGCACGAAACCAGGAAGUUCAAAGUCAGUUUGGGAAUGUGGACAACAGUUUUAUGAUAAUCCUGGUGUAGAUACUCCUCCUUGUGCGGAAGGACCUCAGAUUAUGUAUGGAUGGGCAGAAGAUUAUUUCGGUCUGCCAGAAGGUGUGGGUUUUAAAAUAGGCGGCGAUUCUCCCGUCCAGUAUAUCGUAUUGCAAGUGCAUUACUCAGACCCCAAAGUCUUUAAGAUGAAUGACAGAACAGAUACUGAUGUACAUCUGUAUUAUACUACGCAAAGAAUGGACAAGCAGGCCGGAGUUAUUGUGUUAGCAUCAGGCGGUUCCAUACCGGCAGGCAGAACGACAUACCUGGAAUCGGCUUGUUCCAUAAAAGAGUAUAAGACUAUUCAUCCAUUCGCAUAUGCAACGCAUACCCAUUCGCUCGGAACAGCCACGUCCGGCUACGUAGUGAAGCCGAAUAACAAUUGGAUUGAACUCGGUAAGAAAGAUCCACAGGAACGUAAGACGUUUUUGCCCGUUACCUACAAAACUUCAAUCACGUAUGGUGAUACGUUGGUUGGCCGUUGUACGAUGAAAAGUACACGCGAUAGGACUACGUACGUAGGCAAAACAGAACAAGAUGAAAUGUGUCGCUAUUAUAUCAUGUAUUAUGUCGACGAAGGCACUCCGCUUAACCAAAAAAUUUGCUAUACCCCUGAUGCUGUGUAUUAUUCAAAGGAAGAGUAAUAUUCCUGACAAAGAGGCAUCUAAUUUAUAAUAUAAUCAAUUUUUAUAAUAUACUAUAUAAUAUAUAUCAAUAUUAUAAUAUAUGUAUAAUGUAAUAUAUAUCAAAUAUCUAAUAUGUAAUUAUCUUUUAAUUGCACAUAAAACAAGGCCAAAAUGUUCCAAAGCGCUGAUACACUAUGCUUCUCAAACGCAGCGAUUUAUAUGUUUUAUGAUAAAAGAAGUUUAAACUGAUCGAUACCUGUAAAUUCGCUUGUUCUUAUUGUUUUACAAUAUUCUUAACUACAGUUCUUAAGACGGUUUUGAAUGUAUGCAUAAUUUAUUUUCAAAUAUCGUGUUUUAUCCAAAUGAAACAAGUUAUCAUGUACAUGUAUGUUAAAGCGUUAUGCAAUCACAUAUAUGACACAAAAAGGUAACCUUCGGUCUAGUUUCAAUUAAUAUUUAUUAUUACGUCCAUAUAAUUUGAAAAAAUUGGAGAUUUAAAGACAUUGUUACAAUUGCAUGUGUUAUGUAUAAAUCCUGAUUUAUUUUAAAAACUAAUUAGUAAGUAUAAUACUUAGAAUUUUAGAAUCACAUGCAUUUAAAUAAUUCCAUCACUAAUUUUAAAUAGCAUAACCGUUUACAAACUGAUUCAUUAAACAUACUAAAUAUGUAUGUGACGAGAGAAUACUACGGUCAAAUGUUACGAAGUCUUUUCAAUAUCUCCUCUGGACUAUACUAUAAGAAGUUUAAGAAUGUCUUGGAGACUGCACAAGUGUUAAAUAAAGAGAUAUAAAUACAAUUAUGUAGCGUAAUUUUUCGGCGAUAUCAUUUACUAUAUUAUUUUAAGAGUAAAUAUAAUAUUUAUUUUCGAUUAUGUUAAACUGACAGUUACCUCUGAGAAAAGAUCUAAUUAUGAAACAUGUAUUUCAAUAAAUAACGCGCAAAAGUUGU
Messenger RNA from Wasmannia auropunctata (little fire ant), 1955 nucleotides. Its product is annotated as peptidylglycine alpha-hydroxylating monooxygenase-like. Bases 78 to 1025 code for a protein of 315 amino acids. Gene Ontology annotation, biological process: peptide metabolic process. Gene Ontology annotation, molecular function: oxidoreductase activity, acting on paired donors, with incorporation or reduction of molecular oxygen, reduced ascorbate as one donor, and incorporation of one atom of oxygen; copper ion binding. The transcript has 3 exons. Lineage: Eukaryota; Metazoa; Arthropoda; Insecta; Hymenoptera; Formicidae. Gene Ontology annotation, cellular component: extracellular region; membrane. The record is from RefSeq and is a predicted model, not a curated record.